AUGGCGUCGUCCAACAAGUUCUGCACCGCCGCGCUCCUCCUCCUGCUGGCCGCCGUCAUUGCCACGACGGCCGACGCGGCGAAGAACAUCGCGUCAUCGGAGCCUCUCCCUAAGAAGAUUUGGCCGGCGAGGCAGGACGCGUCGGCGACUUGCGUGGGAUCGCUUCUGGCACUGAGCCCGUGCCUGGCCUUCUUCGAGGACGCUGGUAUGUCGGGGGCGCCGCAGGGGUGCUGCGAGGGUAUGGCCGGCAUCAUCCAGGACCAGGCGGCGUGCCUCUGCCACAUCAUCAACCACACCCUCGAGCGUGCCAUCGGCGUCGACAUCCCCAACGACCGCGCAUUCUCCCUCAUCGGCGAUCUCUGCGGCCUCUCCCCGCCACAGGACAUCAUGGAGACCUGCGCCAACGGCCGUGAGGUGCCGCCGCUGUACGUUUGCCCGGCGCCAUCCGCCUGA
Molecule: messenger RNA, 453 nt
Organism: Lolium rigidum
Lineage: Eukaryota; Viridiplantae; Streptophyta; Magnoliopsida; Poales; Poaceae
Product: non-specific lipid-transfer protein C6-like
Exons: 1
Coding region: 1-453 (150 amino acids)
Source: RefSeq, a predicted model, not a curated record